This is a messenger RNA of Chilo suppressalis (striped riceborer), 2311 nucleotides long. The record is from the annotation of a GenBank genome assembly. Lineage: Eukaryota; Metazoa; Arthropoda; Insecta; Lepidoptera; Crambidae.
AUGGAUGAAAACGAUGUUAUUAUAUCAUCUACAGAAAUAAUAAAAGACAGACUUUACUUUGCGACUCUCAAGACGGGGUACAAACCGAAACCGACCAGGAACAGCAAAUACUUCCACAUCGAAGAUGACAUCGUCUACGAGAACUUCUACUUCGACUUUGGACCUUAUCACCUGUGCCACUUGUACCAGUUUUGCAAGAAGCUCAGCGAGGAAUUGGAAAAGAACCCCAGAAAGAAGAUCGUCUUCUACACCAGCAACAACGAGACGCUCAGACUCAAUGCGGCUUAUCUUAUUGGAUGCUAUCAGAUAAUCUACCUAGAUGGCAACCCGUCGGCAGUGUACAAGCAGUUGACCGAUGGCUCCGAUUGGUCGCUCCUCAACUUCAGGGACGCUUCAGGCGGUCCGCCUCUCUUCGACAUCUCGCUGCUUGACGUGUUAAACGGAAUGAAGGUGGCUCACGACGCGCGUUUCUUCGACUUCGAACACUUCGACGCUGAGCAGUAUUUAUUCUAUGAGAAAGUCGAAAACGGCGACCUGAACUGGAUAGUACCCGGCAAAAUGCUCGCAUUCUCUGGCCCUCAUCACCGCUCGAGACUCGACCGCGGCUACCCUCUACAUAGUCCUGAACACUACCACCAGUACUUCCGAACGCACAAUGUCACCACAAUCGUGCGACUCAACAAGAAGUCCUAUGACGCUAGGCAGUUCACUUCACACGGCUUCGAGCAUAGAGAACUGUUCUUCGUGGAUGGAUCGGUCCCUUCCGAACUGAUCGUUAACCGGUUCAUCCGGAUAUCAGAGAUUGCCAAGGGCGCGGUCGCUGUGCAUUGCAAGGCGGGCCUAGGUCGCACGGGGACAUUAAUAGCAUGCUACAUGAUGAAGCACCACGGGUUUAGUGCCCGCGCAGCCAUCGCCUGGCUGCGGGUCUGUCGGCCCGGCUCCGUCAUCGGCCACCAGCAGUGGUUCCUGGAGACAAUUCAGCCCAGAAUGCAUGCGGAAGGCGAGGCGUUCAGACGUCGUCACAAUAUCGCCGCGUUCCCAGUGUUCACUCGAGGCAUCUACAGUGAUCUUCCACCAGAGCCCAAGAUAGAGGAGAAACCCGUGUCGCUGCAGACCAUUCUUACCAAUAACAAGAAUACUAACAAGCUGGACAACGCUAACGUUCUGAACGCGAACGAGACCGACUACGAAAACAACGUAACCACAGUAAUCGGCAGAUACAAGACCACGCCCACACCGAUGUUGCCAAAAACGUUCACGCCCAAACUGAACUAUAUGUUGCCAACGAACAACAUUAGAAACGCUGGCAAUACUAAUUUGAAGCCUCAGCCGAGGAAUAUAAACGCCGCUUUGAAGACGUACGCGGCCAAAACUUCCACUUUUCCGCCAACCAGAAGUGCCAACUCGCAAGCCAGUAAGCUGGCAAGCGCCAAACCUUUUACGGGUAAAAGUAGCUUCCACGGUCAACGCGCUAACUUGGCGCGGCCCGCCCUGGGUUAUACGCACGGCAGCAGUCCCUUAAAGAGUUUCUCCCGAAAAUCCCCCACCAAAAUCCCCCCUGCAGACGCAGCAAACGCCAAUUCCAUAACAAGCGUCACCACCACCCUCUCAGCUCUUACAGAGAACUGUCAUCUCAAUGGAAAAAACCGACUACCUUCCGAACCCAACCUCAAAUCAACCGCUACCACGAAACCGAGCACAAACUCGACCACACGCAAAAAACUCAUCGUCCGCUCCAACUCGAAUUCACGCAAAAAGCUCCCCAAAUCCAACGCGGCAAAGACUAAUUUAGAGUCCGCUCAAGAUUUGUCGUCGAGUGAUACGAACGUCACAAACAUUUCCGCGGAUUCCCUCGAGACUCCUUUCAGGUUUAGACGGAAAAGGGACAAGUCUAAUAGCCCCGAACCGAUGGACUGUAUAUCCAAUUCGGUCAUAACCGCUGACGUCACGCCUGAUAAUUAUGAAGAGACGAACAACUCGCAAGGUAACAAACUGUAUAAAAUCAAAGCUCUGAGGAAGAAGUGCCCUGCGUUCGGAGUUAGUAUGUUGAAGAAAGAUGGCAUCCAAACGCGAUCGAGUAGCUGUACCAGUAGUAAUGCGACUGUCAAAAAGAAAUGAUCCAUGUGAAACGGCCGUCUCGGUGAGUUUGCACAUAGUAGUAAAGGUUUUAUUCGUUUUAUUAAUAAAUGUGCGUAGCACUCUUGACGCGUUUGUUUAGACGCUCUCUCUUCACCCAAAAUAAAAAAGGAAUUAGUUUACCCUUUUUUUUCGAAUAGAUCGACUGAAUUUUUCUACGAAACUUCAUAUCAAG